Choloepus didactylus (southern two-toed sloth) is the source of this 2176-nucleotide messenger RNA. RefSeq names its product SWI5 dependent homologous recombination repair protein 1 (gene SFR1). Gene Ontology annotation, cellular component: Swi5-Sfr1 complex. The coding region runs from base 112 to 855 and encodes 247 amino acids. Gene Ontology annotation, biological process: positive regulation of DNA-templated transcription; double-strand break repair via homologous recombination. The transcript has 4 exons. The record is from RefSeq and is a predicted model, not a curated record. NCBI's taxonomy places the organism in Eukaryota, Metazoa, Chordata, Mammalia, Pilosa, Megalonychidae.
CCCCAGUCACCUGGGCCAAUCAGGCGUCUCUCCCGCGUCCCGCGCGCCUUCGCCCCUGAGUUGCUGGAGGCUUUUGGCCGUGGCGGCGCUCGCUUUCCGCGCCUUCUGGGAAUGGCGGAGGGUGGCAGUCGGCUGGAAGAGGUAAACCAAGAUUUCAUCUGCAAGAUGGAAAGUCCAUCAGAGUCAGCUGUGAUGUUACCUAGCACACCACAGGCAUAUGGGAAUCAGUCUUCCCAUACCACUAGUUCAAGGCAACAACCCAUGAGCACAACACUUAGAGAACGAUUGAGGAAGACAAGAUCUUCGUUUAAUUCCUCAUAUAGUGUGGUCAAACGUCUUAAAGUUGAGAAUGAAGAAAAUGAUCAGACCUUUUUGGAGAGGCCAGCAUCUUCAACAGAAGAAAACUGCUUGGAAUUUCAAGAAAGUUUUACACACACACACAGUGAAUUUGAGAAAAGCACAUAUUUCAAGAAUCACAAUGCAUGUGAAUCUAAAUCACUUGAUUUUGGGUCAUGCAUUACUCUCCAGAAUGAUUUUGUGAAUGAGAAUCAUCCCAAACAAGGAUUCAGUACAGAAAAAGCAAAAUUGGUGAAGCAGGUUGAGGAGAAAGAAGACCUUCUUCGGAGGCUAAAACUAGUCAAAAUGUAUAGAUCAAAGAAUGACCUGUCGCAGUUACAACUGUUAAUAAAGAAGUGGAGAAACUGUAGCCAGCUGUUGCUUUAUGAGUUGCAAUCAGCUAUGUCUGAGGAGAACAAGAAACUAAGUCUUACUCAGUUGAUAGACUACUAUGGGUUAGAUGAUAAAUUGCUACAUUAUAAUAGAAGUGAAGAAGAAUUUAUAGAUUUUAAUUCAUAAUUUUUUUCUCCAGAAUAUCUUUGAGAAUGACAACUUAAUUAAAAGAUAAUUUUAGAUUUUGAAGGGACAAUAUAAACCAUUAGGCUUAGAGGAAGGUAUUCUGAUGUGUACUCUGUUACAUGGAUAUACACAAAGUUCUAAAAUGAAAUUUUUGUAUUUUGGAUAGAUUUGCUAAAGAAAACUUGACAUUUAAAGAAAUGUGGGAAGAAUCAUGUUUUAAAAGAUAAUGUAAACAAUUUCUGGGAAGCAAUUUUAAAUAGUUUUUUGUGGCAAAAAGUUUUGUUUUAAUUGUUAAAAAGUAGUCUACUCUGGUGAAUACAUAUAUAACUCUAAAUUGGUCCAAAAAUGCAAGUCUAAAAUUUCCGCCUCUUCUAAAUUUGUAACCCUUGUUUCCAUCCAUUUACCACAUAGUUACAUCUGGAUGGUCUAGAAGAUAAUUAAACUCAUAUGUCCAAAAUUAGAUUCUUUCCAGUCUCUCUUCAAAUUUGUUUCUUGAAUUCCUCAUCUCAUUUAGUGACACGGCCACCUAUUUCUUAUAAACUACAUAUUCUCAUCUCCCACAUCAAGCCAUCAUGGCGUACAAGGUCUUUCACAUUCAUCUCCCUUUCUAGCUUCAUCUGUGAAAUAGUUUUAGAGAGUCUACUCAGUUCACAGUGAUUCCCCAGCCAGAAACCCACUCCUAUCCACAGGGCUUCUGGCUGCCAUGAUGUAUAAUAUCUGUCAUCCUGGCCAUAUAUAAUGGAGAUGUGACCUAAGAUGGCCCAAUCCCUAAGAAUUUGGAAUUGAGCUCAGGAAAAGAAAGCUUAUUUCUUUUUGUGGCUGGAACUGUUACAUGUAAACUUGGGAGCAGUAAAGCUGGUAUGUUUAUGAAGGAUAGUAUGUCUGCUUACAGAGAAAGGCAGAGAUGAUGGAGAGAGAACUUAGGAUCAGUGACUUCCUGGUUUUAGUUUCCGUCCGUCCCGAGGGCUUUCUGGAUUCUUGCUUUUAGGUUCUUUAAGAGCUAAAACAGCGUUACUUAGUUUAAAAGGAAAAGUACUCCUGAAGAAAAAAUACCUUCUAGUUGGUAAAUAAUGACUACCCUGAGUUCUGCCUCCCUAUGUUUAGCCCCCAUUCAGCCCAGUCCCACCCAUGAUCUAACAAAACAUUAAUAAAUGGCACCACAGAGAAUACUCUUGCAUCCUUGUCUAAUUGUUAAUGCCUGUGCUGGUUUGAAUGUAUUAUGUCCCCCAGAAAUUUGAUGCAAUCUUGUGGGGCAGACAUAUUAGUGGGGAUUAAGUUGGAACAUUUGGAUUAGAUUGUUGGCAUGGAAAUGCUCCCCAUC